This is a messenger RNA of Xenopus laevis (African clawed frog), 1078 nucleotides long. It is a transcript of the gene ndufb7.L, whose product is annotated as NADH:ubiquinone oxidoreductase subunit B7 L homeolog. Gene Ontology annotation, cellular component: mitochondrion; mitochondrial intermembrane space; mitochondrial inner membrane. The record is from RefSeq and is marked provisional. Lineage: Eukaryota; Metazoa; Chordata; Amphibia; Anura; Pipidae.
GAUGACGAACAUAUAACGUCACGCGGGGACGAAUCGCUACUAGGGACAAGGCUCAACUGUGACCCAAGGUGACUGGAGAGAAUGGGAGCCCACCUUGCCCGGAGAUACUGGGGGGAACCGGAGCCGGACCCCUAUAAUAUGUCGGCUAGCCCAGAGCCGGGGGUCCUACCAGAGAGAGUUAUGGUGGCAUCUCAGGAGCAAAUGAACCUGGCACAGGUGCCGCUGCAGCAGAGGGAUUAUUGUGCCCACCAUCUUAUCACGCUGAUGAAAUGCAAAAGGGAUAUGUGGCCCAAUUUCCUGGCCUGCAAACAUGAGCGCCAUGAGUGGGACCAGUGCCAGCAUGAAGAUUAUGUUCAGCGCAUGAAGCAAUAUGAGCGUGAGAGGAGACUCAUGGUGCGACAGAGAAAAGCAGAACAAGUGGAGGCAGCAUAAAUCUGCUCUCUCUUCUUUCUAAUCAUCAAGUAUUUGAGCCUUUAACUUAAAGAAAUAAAGUUUGUUUCUGAGGAUCAUAAAAUCCUGCAAGCUUGCAUAUUCUUCUGUACUAAGCACAAUUCAGCAGGAAGAGCACCUAAUUCUGCUCACAGCUCCUACAAAGAGUUUCAAAAUGUCAGUGUGAGUUUUAGCGUAUCCAUAGUAAAACCACCACCAAAAUACACAGUAUAUGCAAUAUGUAACUUCUAUGAACCUAACAUAUAAUUGGUGCAUUUUAAUGUUAAUGCGUGACACUGUGGUCCCGUCUAAAUGUAGCCCUUUUAUUGUUUAUUCCAAAAUGCACUAGUAAAUUGCACUUCUCAGCUCAUAAUAUCACACAGGUAGAAGCAGAAAUAUAAAUCUGAAUGUCACAUGGCUUGUGAGUACAUUGAUAUCACAUAUACAUCCCAUUCCCGCAGCUAUGUUGUAAGUAGAGACUUGGAAAUAUGAAAAGUGCCUUCUUAUAUAAAACAAGCUAUAAAUCUCUUGAUAAACACAGUUGUUUGUGUCAUCUCUGUAUGUGCAAUGUGUACUGUAACCUAUUGUACAGAGCUGCAAAAUAUGUUGGCACUUCAUAACUACAUAUUAAUAAUAAAACAAGACAAAA